Cherax quadricarinatus is the source of this 1815-nucleotide messenger RNA. RefSeq lists its product as uncharacterized. NCBI's taxonomy places the organism in Eukaryota, Metazoa, Arthropoda, Malacostraca, Decapoda, Parastacidae. The record is from RefSeq and is a predicted model, not a curated record.
GAAUAUGGACGACGAUCGGCAGAAGGUGUUGGUGACGUGGGUGGGACGCACCGAGGGUGUCACCCACGUCAAGAAAGCCCUCAAGGAACUCGUGAAGACCAGCAGAACCAUCUUGCCCUCAGGUGGUGCACUCUACACCAUCUGCGAAAACUUCGACACCUUCCAGAAGGGAGGUCUUUACCCACUGCUUCACCUGACGGAGGAGUCAGUCACCAUUAGCAAGUUCCUCAAAAUUCACUCGUAUCUGGAUGCUCUAGCUCUGGGCCCUGAGAACAUGGUCGACCAGGGUAUGUUUGAGGAAGUAGCGUGUGUCAGACCUGCCGUGGAGGAUCUGGAGGUCACUAACUCUGUACUAGCAGUCUCUGCCUUCAAGAGUCUUGAACCCUCGCCUAACACCAAGCUAGUUAAGGAGUGGAAGCAGUGGACAGGAGCGAGGGCCUUCCUGCAGGAGGUGGUGAUGGCGGGUCUGCAGUGCCUGGAGAUCAGGUUUCUGGUCAAGGUGGCGCCCUACGAGGAGCCUGCUGGCUUCUGCUACAUUCUGCUGACCAAGGUUGCUAUCCACGACCCCAGUGACGAGAACAUAGCAGUGGACGUCCUACAGAGGUUGCGCGUAGAGAGAUGGUCCGGUUACAACACCAUAUACAGGGAGGUUCAGUGACUUGCUCUUUGUCCUCCCCUUCCAUGAACCUUCUUGCCCUCUCUCUGAGCCCCUACUCAUCUGUGUCUAUGAAGAACAGCAUCCUACAGAGGUUGCACAUGGAGAGAUGUUCUGGUUACAACACCAUCUACUGGAAGGUUCAGUGACUUGCUCUUUGACUGCCCCCUCCAAGAACCUUCUUGGUGUCUCUCUCUGAACCCCUUCUCAUCUGUGUGUCUCUGAAGAACAGCAACCUUGUUCCAGCAACCUGUCUUUGGGACUUUCAUGUUUCCCUGGACCUGCAUCUGCAGCAUCUGAGGUGCAGUUCUUGCAUGGUCUUGAAGUCCUUCAAGACUCAUGGUAUCAACUUUAUGUUGUUGCACCCUAGCACCCUACCACAUGAGCAACAUUCACCUUCGACCUGUAUCAACAUCUUCAAGAUUUAAGACUCAUCUUUAUCACAUCUGCCAAGCUCAGCCACAACCUGCUGGAACUGCUUCUAGACACUCGUGUAAGCCUUGGUCCGCAUGUGCAGCACGUGACCCCAUGCUGCUGCUGUUAGUGAGGUUGCAAAGCUUGUUAAAAGCCAGAAGAGAUCCAGCAACUCUCAGUGCACAUAUGAUGUUGCAUUACAUCCAUUUCCAAAAUUAAGUUUGUAAAAGUCUUUUUUGGAUUGUUGCCAUCUAUCAUAACUGUAUGCAAAUGUGAGUGAGUGAGUGAGUGAGUGAGUGAGUGUGUGAGUGUGUGUGUGUGUGUGUGUGUGUGUGUGUGUGUGUGUGUGUGUGUGUGUGUGUGUGUGUGUGUGUGUGCGCACACAUGUGCAUUUGGUCAUUUAGAGAGAAUGGAUCAAAGUAGAAUGACAUGGAGAGCGUAUAAGUCUGUGGGGGAAGGAAGGCGGGGUAGGGUCAUCCUCAAAAAGGUUGAAGGGAGGGACUAAAGGAGGUUUUGUGGGCGAGGGGCUUGGACUUCCAGCAAGCGUGCGUGAGCGUGUUAGAUUGGAGUGAAUGGAGACGAAUGGUAUUUGGGACUUGAUGAGCUGUUGGAGUGUGAGCAGGGUAAUAUUUAGUGAAGGGAUUCAGGAAAACCGGUUAUUUUUAUAUAGCUGGACUUGAGUCCUGGAAAUGGGAAGUACAAUGUCUGCACUUUAAAGGAGGGGUUUGGGAUAUUGGCAGUUUGGA